Molecule: messenger RNA, 546 nt
Organism: Acytostelium subglobosum LB1
Lineage: Eukaryota; Evosea; Eumycetozoa; Acytosteliales; Acytosteliaceae
Exons: 4
Molecular function (GO): GTPase activity; GTP binding
Source: RefSeq, a predicted model, not a curated record
GAUAAGAAGGUUGUAUUACUUGGAAGUAGCGAUGUUGGAAAGACAGCCAUCGUCACAAGAUAUGCAGAGGGAAUAUUCCCAACAAGGCCAAUUCCGACAAUUGGUUCAAACUUUCUAUCAAAGAGACUUAAUAUAGAGGGUACAAAUAUGAGGUUCCAAUUAUGGGAUACAGCUGGACAAGAUAGAUUUAGAUCAUUGAUGCCAAUGUAUUAUCGAGGUGCCCAUGUUGCUGUUAUUGUCUACGAUGUUACAUCCAUCAACUCAUUCGAUAAGGUCAAGGAAUGGGUCCAAGAACUACGAUCAAACACUCUUGAAGAUAUAGUAUUGGUAUUAUGUGGCAAUAAGAUAGACCUUGUGGAUGAGAGACGUGUUGAACGAAAGGUUGCCCAAUCGUUUGCCGAUCAGAUCAAUGCAAUGUAUUAUGAAACAUCAGCUCGAAAGAAUAUUGGUAUUGAUCAUAUGUUUAUGGAUGUUGCAACAAAACUAUUGCUACUGCAUCACAACCUAGUCAUUCCAAAAGUAAUCACACCGGAUAACAAACAGUCA